UAUCAGUAUCAUCUUCUUCUUCUUUUUUCUCUUCUUCUUGUUCUUCUCUUUGGUUUGAUUUUAUCUUCAUGGAUUCAUCGGAUUUUCCCGCCAGCAAAUCUCCCCGGCGAGAGCUUCAGGGUCCUCGACCAGCGCCUUUAAAAGUUCGUAAAGACUCCUACAAGAUCAGGAAGCCACCAGUACCGCCGCAACAAAACCAACAACAACACCACCCACACCACCAAGCACCGCCGCGGCCUCCGGUGAUAAUCUACACUGUAUCACCCAAGGUGAUUCACACAAACCCUAGUGACUUUAUGACCCUAGUUCAACGGCUCACCGGCUCUUCUUCUUCUACUUCUUCUUCCGCCGUUGCCGCCAAUAUGUCGUCUUCUUCAUCGACAUACGAUCCGUUUAACGACACAAGCGGUGCAAUUUCUCCUGCUGCAAGAUACGCGAGCAUAGAAAUAGCCGCAAAGACCCCCGAUAAGAUGAAGAAGCAACAAGUUAUUGGCCACGAUCAUGAAGCUAAUAACAUUGGCGGUUUUGUAGAAGGGAUUGAGAUGGAUCAUAAUAUCGAAAGAUCAAGUUUUUUUCCAGGGAUUUUAUCUCCAGGACCCACUUCACUCCCCAUGAUAUCACCGAGCUUCUUUUCUCCGCCGUCUGAUCCAAACUCUUUCAGCAAUUUCUUCCAUGAUUUGAGUCCAGUGCUUCACGGCAACAAGAAUUUCAUGGAGGGUAGUUUCAUGCCAAGUCCUUCAAGCUUUCUUUCACCUCACAUAACGUCUCCAACUCCAUCGAUAGACCUCUUCAACAAUUUCUUUGACUUUUAGGUAGAUAGGAUUUUAAAAAAAAAAAAAAAACAUUU
Pistacia vera is the source of this 847-nucleotide messenger RNA. RefSeq names its product nuclear speckle RNA-binding protein B-like. The transcript has a single exon. The coding region runs from base 69 to 812 and encodes 247 amino acids. Gene Ontology annotation, cellular component: nucleus. Lineage: Eukaryota; Viridiplantae; Streptophyta; Magnoliopsida; Sapindales; Anacardiaceae. The record is from RefSeq and is a predicted model, not a curated record.